This is a messenger RNA of Impatiens glandulifera, 852 nucleotides long. Its product is annotated as F-box/kelch-repeat protein At5g60570-like. Bases 1 to 852 code for a protein of 283 amino acids. NCBI's taxonomy places the organism in Eukaryota, Viridiplantae, Streptophyta, Magnoliopsida, Ericales, Balsaminaceae. The transcript is spliced from 2 exons. Gene Ontology annotation, molecular function: protein binding. Gene Ontology annotation, biological process: negative regulation of cytokinin-activated signaling pathway; regulation of phenylpropanoid metabolic process. The record is from RefSeq and is a predicted model, not a curated record.
AUGGAAGAGCAAACUAUAGAUGAUUUGACAGAAGACCUGGUUCUUCAGUGUCUUGCUCGUCUUCACUACAAGGACAUACUUUCCGCAUCGUGGGUCUGUCGUAAAUGGCGUCGUCUUCUACAAACUCGUCAUUUUUACAUGAUCAGGAAACAACUAGGAUAUACGAAUCAACUCGCUUGCUUUCUUCACCAUACUCGUUCUUCGCCACCCGAUUCUAAUUCAAUUGCUAGCGCCGAAGGAAAAAUUGUUUUGAUUUGCGAUGGUCGUGGUGACCUGGCGACUUCCUUGUUCGUGUGGGACUUUGUGACUCGGCGAUGUUGGAAAGGCAAGGACUUGCCGACAAUUUGGUCAUUCUUCUUCGCGGUGGGUUUUGAUAGUCAGAUAUUCAUCGUAGUUUACAAAGGUAAUAAAUCCAACUCGGUUUGGGCGUAUGAUAUGAGGAAGGACGAGUGGACUGAGUUGCCUCAGAUGAGUCAAAAGAUAAGUUGGUGUCAUGAGUUGAAGGUAAUUGGAGACGAAUUAUGUGUUUUAAAUGGUUGCAACACAAAACACAUUAAUGAACAUUGUGCAGAGGUAUACCAUUUUCAAACUGGAAAAUGGAGACUAGUUGAACGGGAUUUGGAACAAACUAUUGAUUCCUCGAGUCCUUAUUGCUACACUACGUUUGAUUUUCAUGAAUUGCGAAAGGAGUUGCCAGAGUUGAAAUCGAAGUUCAUAUCACACUUUUCUCGAGUCGAAUUGGGUGCAGAAAGUUUAGUAAUGGUCACAGCCGUCCAAAACAGCAGACAUGAUUGGGAAGAAAUAUUAUUUAUGCGGUCUCAAUAUGGUAAGUGUAACGAAGGGUCUGUCUAA